AUGACGACUGAAGCUAUUGACGCUUGGCAGUGGGUGGAGGACUAUGACAGUCCGUCUUGCUUCUCCUUCGAGAGGCAGGACCAGCACCAGCACCAGGACGAGUUAAUCUGGUCAGGCUCAGGAGACGAGAGUUGUGUGUACCCGGCCGUCGGCAAAGCAUUCGAAACUUGCGCAAAUCUUCGAAAGCUAUCUUUCGUUUGGGGGCCGAAGGGGAGGACUUGGGCCACUGUUCGCGGGGCAGGUUCCGAGGACGGCGUGCUCGCGGACCAUGUGGUCUUUGAGGAGUGGAAGGUGUGCAAGCUCCCGGGGUACCUGGACUGGGUGCCGGCGAGCAUCAUCCCCUGCGCGGGCACGACGGCGUGGGCGGCGCUGAAGGGGGUGGGGAUCGGGCAGGGUGUUCUAAUCCAAGGUACGGGUGGGGUGAGCAUGUUCGCCCUGAAGCUCGCCCAGAGCGCGGGCAUGAAAGUCGUGUUGACAUCGUCGAGCGAUGCGAAGCUGGAGAGGAUCAGCCAGCAGUUUGCGAGCCCGUCACUUGUGACGGUGAACCACGCCAGGAACCCCGAAUGGCACGAGGAGGUGCUGAGGCUGACCGAUGGCAUCGGGGUGGACCUCGUGGUCGAGGUCGGCGGCUCUUCGUCCCUGGUCAAGAGCAUGAAGUGCACCCGGCGUGGUGGGAUAGUCAGCGUGGUCGGGUAUCUCAGCAAGCAGGAUUCUGGCCAGCUGGCAGAGCUUCUCCCAGUUGUUAUCGACAGGAGAGUAGUUGUGAGGGGCAUCAACGCUGGCUCCAAGCUUGACAUGGACGACCUCUGUGCUGCCUUGUCAGCUACGCAGAUCCAGUUUGACGACAUCAUUGACUCGAUAAAGCCAUUUGAAGAAGCCGAUGAGGCGAUUGAGUAUGUGUGGCAGGGCAAGCAGGUCGGCAAGGUCGUACUCCGUCUGUAG
Messenger RNA from Diaporthe citri, 942 nucleotides. RefSeq lists its product as uncharacterized. The record is from RefSeq and is a predicted model, not a curated record. The coding region runs from base 1 to 942 and encodes 313 amino acids. Lineage: Eukaryota; Fungi; Ascomycota; Sordariomycetes; Diaporthales; Diaporthaceae. The transcript has 3 exons. Gene Ontology annotation, molecular function: oxidoreductase activity.